This is a messenger RNA of Telopea speciosissima, 1050 nucleotides long. Its product is annotated as 50S ribosomal protein L3-1, chloroplastic-like. Gene Ontology annotation, molecular function: structural constituent of ribosome. Lineage: Eukaryota; Viridiplantae; Streptophyta; Magnoliopsida; Proteales; Proteaceae. The record is from RefSeq and is a predicted model, not a curated record. The coding region runs from base 1 to 1050 and encodes 349 amino acids. The transcript has 2 exons. Gene Ontology annotation, biological process: translation. Gene Ontology annotation, cellular component: chloroplast envelope; ribosome.
AUGGAUAAGGGAUUUAUUGGAGUAAAGUCCCACGAUCGGUUGCAAGACACUACCUUCCCCAGCGUCAAUGGCGCUCUCUUUUUAUGCUCGUUUCCCUUUGUCUAUCUGUACUGGAACUUCAAAAACUCACACUCGUUGCCCUCCUUCGUCGUGCUCUCUCGCCGGACCUAUCUCUCGAGUUACUCUCACAAAACCAAUCUCCCAUCCCUAUCUUCACUCUCUGUUCUCUUCAAUCCCCAAACAGAGACAAUCAAACAAUUCCAUAGUCAUAAAUCCUUCACUGUAGUUAUGAGCUAUGAAGCCGGAAUUGGAGUAAUGGGUACAAAGCUCGGAAUGACGACCUACUUCGAGCCUAAGGGAACUGCUGUUCCAGAGAUAGUAAUCGGUUUCAGAGAAGGAAACAUCGUGACUCAAUUGAAAACCGAGUCCACUGAUAGCUACAAUGCAGUUCAAGUAGGAUAUAGAAGCGUGAGAGACAAGAAGAUCACAAAACCUGAAAUGGGUCACCUCAACAAGGUGGGAGCCAUUCCCAUGAUGCAUCUCCAGGAGUUUCGUCUUGUCUGUGUUGAGGGCUUGGAGCCCAAUCAGAGACUCAUCGUUGAUGAAAUUUUUAAUGAAGGUGAUCUUGUUGAUAUCUCCAGAAAAUCUAUCCGCAAGGGCUUCCAAGGUGGGAUCAAAAGGCAUAAUUUCCGGCGAGGUCCGAUGACUCACGGUUCAAAGAGUCACAGAGCUUUGGGUUCCAGUGGAGCUGGAACAACGCCUGGACAUGUUUAUAAAGGGAAGAAGAUGCCUGGAAGGAUGGGAGGAACGAAGACGAAGAUCAGGAAGCUUAAGAUUAUGAAGAUUGAUAAUGAACUCAGAUUUGUGAUUGUCAAGGGUGCGGUUCCUGGGAAGCCUGGGAAUCUUCUGCAGAUUACGCCGGCCAAGAUUGUGGGGAAGAACAUACCCAAGAAUUAUCAACUCCAAUGUGUUUCGUGUUGUGUUAUGUUUUUUAUUGUUUCUGUUUCUUUCCAUCAGAAAUUUUCCAUGCAUGUUGUUUGUACUCAAUAG